AUGAAGGCCCCCCUCCCGCGGAAUACAAAGAGGCCCCCCCGCAAUAGGUGGAGACCAGGCAGCUGGGAUCAGCCCACAAGGCUGACUGAUUGUUCCCAUUUGCAUACACUCUAUGGAUCCGAUACAGUUCUACAUCACCCACGGCGGCGGCAUCCCUUUUCCCUGCCUGCUGCUCCCGAAGGUCUUCUUCAUCUCCUUGUCCCAGUCUGUCGGGCGGGCGUCUCUAUUACUCACUGCUCUCUUAGAUACCAAUCCAUAAACUGUCUGGUCUCCUUGUUAUUCAUUCCUCCUGAUUACAUGUCCGACAAAGCAACAAAACAAAGGAGGACUAGACAAUGCUUCACUCAAGGACAGAAGAAAGAAAUAGAAACAAAUUUACAGAGAGAUCUCGGAAUGGCGGAUAAAAACCCUUGGGCUGUCAGUGCCAAGAGCGGAGCCAUACAUCAGCAGGGCCGGACUAUUGGCCAAUCAGAUGCGGUGUCUCCGGCGAGGAGUUAA
Molecule: messenger RNA, 498 nt
Organism: Nezara viridula (southern green stink bug)
Lineage: Eukaryota; Metazoa; Arthropoda; Insecta; Hemiptera; Pentatomidae
Source: the annotation of a GenBank genome assembly